AGUUUCAACUUUCAGUUAUCCACACACACAUAUUACAUAUACACAAAGCCUUCCCUGAGUUUGGCGACGUUAGUCUUCUUCCUUCCUUCCUUCCUUCUCAAUCUUUGUUUCGCCGAUAGCGUGGAAAUGAGCUCUGAGAGAUAGAAGCGACAGAGAGAAAAUCGAAGAAGAUGUCGUCUUUCUUCAAAUCCUUUGCGGGUAAUCCCAGGGAAGCUGCUGCAAUGGCGAUGGUUCAAUCCUCAUCUUACAGAGUAUUGUCAGGUAGAAGUUGUUCAAAUUUAAGGAGGAAUACGCCGUUGGAUUCAUUUCUUGCCAAGGGAAGGUCUCCUGUCAAGGCUUUUUCAUUCUUAUAUGUCUCAGGGUAUUCAACUGAGCCAAACAAUGAGUUUGGUCAUUCAUCAAAGCGAAGGUCUCGUGGGCCUGUUAUGGCGGCAAAGAAAGCAUCCGAAGGGGAAAAGCAAGAAGAUGGGAAGUACAAGCAAACGGUUGAUUUGCCAAAGACAGGUUUUGGUAUGAGAGCGAAUUCUUUGACAAGGGAACCUGAACUCCAGAAGUUGUGGGACGAGAACCAGGUCUUCAAGAGAGUUUCUGAUAAUAACAAUGGAGGGAGUUUCAUUCUUCAUGAUGGUCCUCCUUAUGCCAAUGGUGAUCUGCAUAUGGGUCAUGCUCUUAACAAGAUACUGAAGGAUAUCAUUAAUCGCUAUAAGCUGCUCCAAAACUAUAAAGUUCAGUACGUUCCUGGGUGGGAUUGCCAUGGCCUUCCAAUUGAGUUGAAAGUUCUGCAGUCCCUGGAUCAGGAAGUAAGAAAGGAACUUACACCAUUAAAAUUAAGGGCAAAGGCGGCGAAAUUUGCAAAAGCAACAGUCAAAACACAAAUGGAAUCAUUUAAGCGGUUUGGUGUAUGGGCAGACUGGAACAAUCCUUAUCUAACUCUUGAUCCGGAAUAUGAAGCAGCCCAGAUUGAAGUAUUUGGCCAGAUGGCCUUGAAAGGGUACAUCUAUAGAGGUAGGAAACCAGUUCACUGGAGCCCUUCAUCUCGGACUGCUCUUGCAGAAGCUGAAUUAGAGUAUCCGGAGGGUCAUAUUUCCAAAAGCAUAUAUGCUAUUUUCAAAGUGGUUGGCGGAGCGAAAACAAGCCUUUUAGAUGAGUUUGUCCCUAAUAUAUGCUUGGCAGUAUGGACAACUACACCUUGGACUAUGCCAGCCAAUGCUGCUGUCGCGGUGAAUGCAAAGCUUCAGUACUCUGUUGUGGAAGUGCAGUCAUUCUCAGAAGAUGAAUCUGCUGUGACAGGCAAUAAAAAGAAAAUGCCUGGGAAGGUUCUAAAGAAUCAACAAAAGCUUUUCGUGAUUGUAGCGACCGACCUUGUGCCAGCAUUAGAAGCGAAAUGGGGUGUCAAGCUUAUCAUAAGUAAAACAUUCCUUGGUUCAGAUCUUGAAAACUGCAGGUACACACAUCCAAUUGACAACAGGGACUGUCCAGUCGUUAUAGGGGGUGAUUACAUAACUACGGAAUCUGGAACAGGGUUGGUUCACACUGCCCCUGGUCAUGGUCAGGAGGAUUAUGCAACCGGCCUGAAGUAUGGGCUGCCUCUUAUCUCUCCGGUGGAUGAUGAAGGAAAGUUCACUGAAGAAGCUGGAAGGUUUAGAGGGCUCUCCGUCCUUGGAGAAGGGAAUAGUGCUGUUGUCAGUUACCUGGAUGAAAAUAUGUCUCUGGUCAUGGAAGAAUCUUAUGCUCAUAAAUACCCAUAUGAUUGGCGAACUAAGAAACCUACGAUAUUUAGAGCGACUGAGCAGUGGUUUGCAUCAGUUGAAGGGUUUCGCACGGCCACAAUGGAUGCAAUCAACAAUGUAAAAUGGGUACCAGAUCAGGCGGUAAACAGAAUAUCUGCCAUGACUUCCAGUCGAUCUGAUUGGUGCAUCUCGAGACAAAGGACAUGGGGGGUCCCUAUUCCUGCCUUUUAUCAUGUUAAGACAAAAGAACCCCUCAUGAAUGAAGAGACAAUUAACCAUGUUAAAUGUAAGGGCCUAUAA
Arabidopsis lyrata subsp. lyrata is the source of this 2030-nucleotide messenger RNA. RefSeq names its product isoleucine--tRNA ligase, chloroplastic/mitochondrial-like. Gene Ontology annotation, cellular component: cytosol. Gene Ontology annotation, molecular function: aminoacyl-tRNA deacylase activity; isoleucine-tRNA ligase activity; ATP binding. The transcript has 13 exons. Gene Ontology annotation, biological process: isoleucyl-tRNA aminoacylation. The record is from RefSeq and is a predicted model, not a curated record. The coding region runs from base 171 to 2030 and encodes 619 amino acids. Lineage: Eukaryota; Viridiplantae; Streptophyta; Magnoliopsida; Brassicales; Brassicaceae.